AUAUACUCGAAGUUGGACGUUGGACACAGUAAUCGCUAAAGUCGAACAUCAUCCAGGUCGGCGUUGGGCAAUUGGGCAAAUUGCCCUUAUGAAAGUAUGAAUUUGAUUCAAAAUUCUGGAGCUAAAAUCUGGAUCAACUUCUUCGACUGUGUUGCUGGAUUCUUCCUCGUAAUUCGUCAAUGGAAAGGGAAACAAACGGAAAUCGUUGUGUGCAAUGUGGAUUUAGAACGAAUCAAUUGUUCGUUCUGUACUCACCCGGGAAUAUGCAUCUUAUGAAAUGCGACAACUGCAAAUCCGUUGCGGACGAAUACAUUGAAUGCGAAUUGAUGAUCGUUCUAGUCGAUUUAAUACUGCACAAGCGCCAGGCUUACAGACAUUUGCUCUACAACCUACUCGAUAGAAAUCGCUUGUCUCGCCAGGAUUUAAUGUGGAAGCUUGGUCUUAGUUUUCUUCUUUUGGAUGCUUACAGGUACAUGCUUCUGAUACUAAGUGAUAAACAAUCAUCCAUGAGCUUUUCAUCAACGGUUGGGAUUUUUCAAAAGGCUUUGAUGAAUGUGUCUCUCGGAAAUGUUAUGUUUCUUUCUGCGCUUCAUAUUUUGUCAAGAGUAUUCUUGAGGAGCUCAACUGGAGUCCAUAGGACAUCUGACUUUGAUUCUGAUUUGUUUGUUUCUCAUUGCUUGUGCCGAUACAGGUACGGAGAGUUUUUCUUUGCCAUCAUUAUUUCAAGUUACUUCAAGAUCUUUCUUGUGAGCAUGAUGAUCUGGGAAUUUCCAUCCACAGUGAUCCUCAUCAUAGAUUUAUUUGUUUUAUCAGCCAAUGUAGUAGCAAUUAAAGUGAUCACGGAGUCAACUGUGAGUAGAUGCAUUGGAACUUGCUUGUGUGCUCAUGGAGCUAAGUUUUUGGCCACAAAGCUUUUUGAGAAAUGAAGUUUAAAGGACACAGGGACAACUUCCUGUUACGUGAGAUCAAAUCAUAGUCCAAUAAUUAGUUAUGUAAUUUCAAAUUUAGAAAAUGGAAUGAGCUGGUGAUCUGAAUGGAUGUAUCUUACACAAAUAGAUUGAUGAAAAUUGAAACCUAUUUUCAGAAUUAGGAUCGUAUAUUUUAUAUGGUCCAUAAUUUUGGUAGUGGAUGUGGUGGCUUUGAAAGGGGGUAUAUUUUCUUGUACUAGUUACGUGUUUUAAAAUUGUACCAACUUAGUUACUCUAAA
Benincasa hispida (wax gourd) is the source of this 1207-nucleotide messenger RNA. RefSeq names its product protein ARV 1-like. Gene Ontology annotation, cellular component: cortical endoplasmic reticulum; Golgi apparatus. NCBI's taxonomy places the organism in Eukaryota, Viridiplantae, Streptophyta, Magnoliopsida, Cucurbitales, Cucurbitaceae. The record is from RefSeq and is a predicted model, not a curated record. Gene Ontology annotation, biological process: intracellular sterol transport; regulation of plasma membrane sterol distribution; sterol metabolic process.